Caenorhabditis elegans is the source of this 8158-nucleotide messenger RNA. It is a transcript of the gene gcn-1, whose product is annotated as TOG domain-containing protein. The record is from RefSeq and is marked reviewed. Bases 40 to 7944 code for a protein of 2634 amino acids. The transcript is spliced from 28 exons. Gene Ontology annotation, cellular component: cytoplasm. NCBI's taxonomy places the organism in Eukaryota, Metazoa, Nematoda, Chromadorea, Rhabditida, Rhabditidae.
AUCAUUCAACGACGGGUUACACUUUAUUGAUAGUGGAAAAUGUCUGACGAUGAAAUAAAAAGCGAACAUGUUCAGGAGAAGACGGAAAAUCUGAGCGAGGAGGACGCAUUAAAGGAAGAAAUCCGCCGUUUUUCGUCGGCAGUUUCGAAUCCAAGCCUUCGGGCUCAUGGAAUGGCCUACGCCGCUCUGACGAAGCUCAUCGAGCGCCGCUCAACGGAAAUUCCGGCUCAAUUUGUGAAGGGGCUCGUCAAAAUGAGCAUUGCCAACUCGAUUCGGCUCUAUGGACAGCCAAAAUCCUUUCAGGCCGUCUCAAAAUUGCUCCAAGUGCUCGCCAAACGUGAUCCCAUCUCCACACUCAAAUCACUGCUCCAAACAAUCACCACGGCUCUUCCAAUCAUCCCAAAUCUCACGGAAUCCCAUAGUCUCUCACAAGUUCCAACGAUGAAAUGGCUUUUGGCCUGUUUGGAUGGAAAUUCCUGCGCUGAAAAUGCUGUGGAAAUCUUUGGAGCUCUCGGAGCAAUCGCCUAUUGGAUGUCUGCUAGUGAUAAAGCUUGGCGUGUUUUCACAAAGAAGCUGGCUCAGCUUUUCGCGAAAAAUCCCGAGAUUUCCAAUGUUUUCACCGCAAAAAUCGGGGAAUUUUCAAAGGAAAAUCCCGAGAAAUCGUUGGCUCUGAUCUCGGCUUUUGGUGCUCUUGGAGCCGCGAAAACUCCUGAAAUUGCUCCAAUUUUCGUCGAAAUUUUCACAAAAUCCCAGCUUCUCCCAAAGCUCCGACCACCGCAAUUUUUCGUCACGAGAAUCUCGAAAUUCGCGGUUUUUCUCCAAAAAUCGCCGGAUUUUGAGACGAAUUUGCUGCCAAAUAUGAAAAAAGCACUGCUCCGGAGCCCUGAAGUCGCGAUUUUCGGAAUCCGUGGGCUCUUGGAGCACAUCAGCUUCUCGCUCGACUUUUGUGCUCAGGAUUUGCUCAAAUCUACGAUUUCCUCGCUUUGUAACACGGAUCCGGAGAUUCGUGAAGCUGGAAUCGGGAUUGUGGUGGCUUUAAGCCGAAAAUCGGAGAUUUCAGUGAUUCAGAAGAUUCUCAACACGCUUCUCGAUCAAUUUUCGGCUGCAAAAGCCUCGGAAAUUAAGUGCUCACUGAUGGAAGGUGUUGGAGCAAUUGCAAAGGUUGUGGAAGCUCAGGAUAUUGAUAAAAUCGCAGAAGAUGUGAUUUCAAAGACGGCAAAGGCGGAUAAAGAAUCUCACGACGGAACAAUUGAAGCUCAAUGGAAUGCUGCUGCAGAAUGGGCAAUUCGACUGUCAAAACCGGCAAUUUCACUGACAAAUGCGUUCAAAGAGGCUUCGAAAUUGGCGCCAGCCGUCAAAUAUAUCGGAUAUCGAGUUUUGGCGGACAUUUUGGAACGAAGAUCGAUGACGUCACUUCCCGAAGGAAUCGACGUGAAGCCACUGCUCACCGAGCUCGAAACCGGACCAAAAGGCGAACUUUGCUCCAUUGGAUUGGCUCUUUUGAUUCUUCGAACCACCAAAAAGGGAUCAAUUGAGCAUACAAAGGCGUGGAGUCGGGCUUCACAUGCUGAAGCUUUGCUUAAGGAAAAACCACUAUCCCAAACGAAAUGGCAAGAAGCGAUUGCGUGGGCGAAGCUCGUCGAGCUCGUGAUCCUUGAUCGUCCUGUAGUGAAUAAGACGGCACCUCCAUCGUACUCUCUUCCCUCCAUCAAACCUCUGUCACUUCUUCUUUUUUGGCCAAAUUGGAAGGUCCGACAACAGGCAUCGAAGAGCCUUUUGAGAAUUUUAUCCACUGAAAAUGCACUUUUCGCUGAAGCUCUCGCUGAUUUGAUCUUCUCGGAAACGACAAAUGGAACUAUUGAUCAGCUGCUUCGACGGGUUCCAGGUUGUCCAACACCAGUUGACAGUUGGCAAGUACCCGGUGAAUGGUAUGUAUCAACACUUCGACUUCUUCUAACACCAAAAGAGCCCGAGCUGGAUAAACUGGCAAUUCAUACAUUGCUCUUGGCUUCUGUACAACGUCUUGUCGAGGUUGAUGGCUCUGUUUGGCUCCGAUGGGUUCAUGAGCAUCGAGAAUCGAAAACGUGGCAAGCUAGCGAGGUUUUCAGGGAGACUGCCAUUCAAAAUGUGCUUCAAUGCAAGGAUCGAGGUGUUCGAAACACUGCUCUCGUCACCCUAAUUGCUCUUCACGACGAGCGGCUCCGUGCUGAUCUCUGGAAACACGUGGAUGCUUCAAUUAAACAAUUGGAAGUGACGGAUUACGGUAGAAUUACGGAACAAGAGAUAUCGAUUUAUAAGUGUGCUGAAGGACAACUAUAUAAUACAAGAGUUCUUGAUUUCGAUGAAGCCGCCGGCAUCAAAGGAACCAAAGGAACAAGUAUUCAGGAUCAAAUGGCUGAAAUUCAACUGAUCCGAGAACUCGCCGCAAAACGUCAAAAAGAGGGAAAACUGUCUGCAAAACAGAAACAAGUGAUGGAAAAGGAGCUCGCCGCCGAAAAAGACACUCGAGAUGCUCUUCGUGAGCUCUACGUGACGGCUGAAGCCAAAUUGGACGAAUGUAGAGCUAUGGUGGCGGCUGAUGCUGCUGGAGCUUUUGCUAGACCAGAAAUCCUCUUCGAGUACUGUAUGCCGUUGACCCGUUCGCUUCUUGUUUCGGAAGAAGCCGCCCGUCUUUUCCUUGCCUAUCGGGAUGCGUGUUUCGAGCAUUCGGAUGACUAUUUGGAAGAGCUCGUCGGAAGCAAUUGGCUCCGCGUAAUUGGAGCCCAUCACCGUAUUCCUGGAUGGAACGAUGAGUUCUUGGAUUCAGCUUUGAAACGAAUGUUCUCGUUGCUCAAUGAAAGAGCAUUCGUAAUUGAUUCAGGAGAUGAUGAUGAUGAUGAGCCCGUGAUAUUUGACGAUGAAAUUGUUGGAGCCAACCAUUUGACACUUUUAUAUCCAAUGAUUCGAAUUAUUUUGAAAAAUUCGCAGAGAUUUUCGGAUAAUUCCCGUCAGGACGCCCUUCAACUCCUUCAAUCGGCAAUUCAUAAGAAGUUUUUGAGAGAUCGGGAUGUGCUCAACUUGCCGAUGGAGCAUUAUGCUUCAAUGCUUUUUGAGCAUUUUUCACUGGAUUCUGGUGCAACGAACGCUUUCAAAGCGACCCAACAACUAUUCCGCCUUGCAAAUGAUACAAAUGAUAUCGGAGAUCGAGUAAUUGGAAUGGUUCGAGAAAUUCUUGCAUACGUUGGAAAUGAGCAACCAUCUGUGCGUGGAGCCGCACUCGAAAUCCUCGGAGCUCCACAUUUGCUCAUGAGAAUUGUCGUUGAACUCGGCAUUGAGCAGUCGAUUUCUAAAGAGAUUCUUGUGAGAAUUCAUGUGGCACGACAUGAUCCAAUUGAAGCUGUUUCUGAGAUUGCUGAACGUCUUUGGAUUGAGAAUCAUUUACAAGUUAAACAAGUCAUCGGAGCGAUGCUUGUUGACGAAUGUGUCUCCCCAUCCCCGUUGGUCCGUCAAUCAGCCGCCCACGCAAUGGUCACAUUCAUCGAAGAACAUCCCAACGAAAUGCCUGCAAUUCUCACGAAAUUCGAUGAAACCUACAAGGAUUUGGUGCUCAUUCGUGAGCCAAUCUAUGAUGAUGUCGGACGUCUUCAACGUGAAGCAAUCGAUGAAAGUGAUCGAAGAUCAGGAAUCGGACAAACUUUGGUGCUCCUCGCAGGGCUCUGCCGACAGGAAGAAGCCGAGCAGUUGAUUCGUAUUGUUGCUCCAGAUGGGCUCUCGGAUCGGGCUCAAGAAUGCCGGAAUGAGCUCAGAAAUGCGGCUGUUGAAACGAUUCGGAGGCAUGGAGCAGCUUGUAUGCUCAGGCUUUUGCCACUUUUGGAGAAGCUUUCUGAUGAGACACCGGCUCAAGAUGAUAAUAGGCGGCAGGGGCUUGUGGUUCUGCUGGGAACACUUGCACAAUAUAUUGAUAGUACUGAGAAGGUUAAGGGAAUUGUUGCACGGCUUGUUGAAGCACUUGGAACGCCUAGUCAAACUGUGCAGGAAUCAGUAUCCCGUUGCCUGGCUCCAUUGGUUCCAAAAAUCCGGCAAGACGCCAAAGAUUUGGUGAGCAAACUUCAAUGGACACUUUUCGAAGCGGAAACGUAUGGAGAACGACGUGGAGCCGCCUAUGGAAUUGCUGGAUUAAUGAAAGGAAUGGGAAUUAUUGCACUAAAGGACACUGAUCUAUUGGGUUCAAUUCACAAGAAUAUGGAGGAUAAGAAGAGUCCGAAGCAUCGAGAAGGAGGUCUCCUGGCACUGGAAAUUCUUUGUUGUACAAUUGGAAAACUUUUUGAGCCAUAUAUUCUAAAAGCUCUUCCAUCACUCCUUAUAACAUUUGGUGAUACGGAUUCAAAUGUUCGACAGAGCGCAGAAGACACUGCACGAGCAAUGAUGGCUUCAAUGACAGUGUACGGUACGAAGCUGGUGCUCCCCGUGCUCAUUGUAGCCAUUGAUGAUGAUUCGUGGAGAACAAAGUGUGCAGCGACCGAACUUCUCGGCUCAAUGGCAUUCUGUGCCCCGCGACAGCUCUCCGCGUGUCUACCGAAUAUUGUGCCCAAACUCAUCGAAAUUCUCGCCGAUUCGUCGUCUAAAGUGCAAAAAUCAGGAGAAAAGGCUCUUCAACAGAUCGCCCGUGUCGUCAGAAAUCCAGAAAUUCUUGGAGUAACAAAUCAACUAAUGGCUGGCCUCCUGGAUCCGGCCAAUAAAACGUCGGCUGCUCUUCAAGCUGUCCUCAACACGAAAUUUAUUCAUUAUAUCGAUGCACCAUCGCUUGCUCUUAUGAUGCCUAUCGUUCGGCGCGCUUUUGAAGAUCGUUUGAGUGAAACGAGACGAGUUGCCGCCCAAAUCAUCAGUAACAUCUAUUCGUUGACUGAGAAUAAGGAUAUGGAGCCAUAUUUGGCUCAUAUGGUUCCUGGUCUCCAACGCUCUCUGCUCGAUCCCGUUCCAGAAAUCCGUGCCGUCUCGGCUCGUGCUCUCGGAGCAGUCGUAUCAAAAUCCGGUGGCUCAACAUCAGAAAAUCUCCGAGCUCAAGUGAUUCCAUGGCUCAAGGAGAAGCUCGUCUCACCACAAUCCACCGUCGAUCGUUCCGGAGCCGCACAGGGUCUUUGUGAAGUUCUUGCUGGAGCCGGAACGGAGCAACUCGAAUAUGUGAUGCCUGAGAUUAUUCAUGCGACUGAAUCUACGGAUGUAUCGGCUGAAACUCGUGAUGGUUACAUUUUGAUGUAUAUCUAUCUGCCGAUGACGUUUGGCGAUCGAUUUGUUCCAUAUUUGCCACAAGUUGUACCACCAAUUCUCAAAGCGUUGGCUGAUGAGAAUGAAUACGUGCGUGCUUCUGCCCUAAAAGCCGGACAACGUCUAAUCUCUCAAUAUUGUUCACAUGCUCGUAAGCUUCUUCUUCCACAACUCCAACUGGCUCUGAUGGACGAGAAUUGGCGUAUUCGUUACGCAUCCGUACAGCUCAUCGGAGAUUUCCUCUUCAAUAUCUCUGGAAUUACUGGAAAAUCGACGUCGUCGACUGCCGACGAGGAUGAUACGAUGGGAAUGGAACAGGCUGGAAAGGUAAUCGUCCGAGCUCUCGGACAAAAAGAUCGUGAUCGUGUGCUCGCCGGGCUCUACCUGACUCGUUCCGAUGUUGCUCUUGUCGUACGUCAAGCCGCUGGACACGUCUGGAAAAUGGUUGUAUCAAAUACCCCAAGAACUCUACGAGAAGUCACGAAAAUUCUCUUCGAAAUGGUUGUAGACUCAUUGGCUUCAACUUGUGAUGAACGACAACAAAUGGGUGCAAGAUGUCUUGGAGAACUUGUUCGAAAAAUGGGUGAUAAAGUGAUUAAUGAUAUUCUACCAGUGUUGGAUGCUAAUCAGAAAUCGGAAGAAGUCGCGAAACGCGUGGGCGUUGCUAUUGCUCUUCACGAGAUUAUUGGAAAUAUGAGCAAAGAAGUCACGAAUCACUAUUUGGGAGCAAUUGUGGCGCCGGUUAGGCGGGCGAUUUGUGAUGAGUCGGAACUUGUUCGUGAAGCUGCUGCUGAUACGUUUACAGUACUCUACCAUGUCGUUGGAAACGAGGCUCUCGAUGAGAUUAUCUGUCCACUUUUGGAGCAGCUGACACCUGAACAGGACCAUAUCUUGGCUGGAUUAUGUGACGUCAUGCGACAGAAUAGUCGUUCCAUGCUUCCAUAUUUGUUGCCAAAACUCACAAAGCCGCCGGUCAAUGUGCACGCGUUGUGCUCAUUGGCUUCAGUGUCCGGGGACUCGUUGUCGAGACAACUUCCAAAAGUACUCGACGCAUUGCUUGCCGCAUGUGAAACCAACGAUGAAAGCGACCCGAUGAUUGAAUCCUGCGAAAAAGUGGUUAUUGCAGUGACUGAUGAAGAUGGAAUUCCGGUUCUAGUCGAUUAUCUCAUCCAAAAAGCUUCGCAAGAUGAAAAUGUGCCAGCUGCCGUCCUUCUGAGCACAUUUAUCGCAAAAUCCGGAGUUUCUCUAGCCGAAAUGGCCGAAGAAGUGCUCCCAGGACUGCUUAAUCUCUACACAUCGCCAAAUCCUCAAAUUGUAGAUCACGCGAUUGCCGCCGCUGUCGCACUGACCCAAUCAAUGGAUCAACGAGAGUUGCUCAGUGUGCUUCCGGUUGUGAAGAAGGCUAUCAAUAUUAUUGUUGCUGGAGCCAAAGGACAACAGAUUCCUGGCUUCACCCAUCCGAAAUCGCUUCAACCACUUGUCGUAAUGCUCCGCGAGUCAAUUCUUCAAGGACAAAUCGAGAUGAAGGCUUUAGCUGCUGAAUGCCUUGGAAUGGUCGUAAAAGUGUCGGAUGUUGCGGCUUUAAAGGCACAUGUCGUCAAUAUCACUGGUCCACUGAUUCGUGUGCUCGGUGAUCGAUUCCCUGCAAAUGUGAAGCUUCCGAUUAUCGAAACUCUGAGCAAAUUGCUUGAUAAAGUCGAUGCAAUGCUCCGUCCAUUCCUUCCACAGCUCCAAUCGACAUUCCUCAAAGCUCUCCAGGAGCCCACAUCUCGUCCUGUUCGUCUGGCGGCUGGAGGUGCUCUUGCACGACUUUUGAAGCUUCAUCCGAAGCCUGAAGCCACGAUGACUGAGCUCCUGAAAUUGUUGGCAACCUCCACUGAUCAGCAGCUGAUUGAAUCAUCCCUCGCAACCGCCCGUGCUCUCAUCGCUACUUGCGGCCAAAAGAUGUCCCCAACGACAAUUGACGAGAUUUAUCGUGUCACUGAGCUCAUCUACUCGGAAAAUGUCGAAAAUCCGACUGAGCUUGACGCUUCGUUGACCGCAUGCUCGGGAGCUCUUCUCGGAGAGACAAUUGCACAGAAAUCCGAUUGGAAAACGGCUCAGAAUUGUGUGCUCAGCGGCAUCGAAUCACCGUCAACAAGUGCUCGUGGCCGCCAGGCAAAAGCAUGUGCUCUCCAACAAUUGUGCUCCUCGAACGGAGACGAACUUUGGGCUUCUGAAGCCAAUUCGGCGUGUCGUUCAGCUUUUACAUCGGCAUUCACGUCUCCCGACCCGAUUGUCGCGUCGGCGGCUCUCCGCGGAGCAUCUCAUGUGCUCAAAGUGUCGAUUGAUCGAGAUUUGAUGUCGGCGGUGGCUAGAUCGCUAAAUCACGCGUCAACAGACGUCCGUAAGACGGCUGGAAUUGCAUUGGGACACGUCGGACAUUCGGCGGAUCUUCCAAAUGAUAUUCUGAAGCUUAUCGUUCCACAGCUCAUCAACGGUUGCAAAGAGAGCAACUCACAAGUUCGAGCAGCUUCAGAGCUUGCGUUGGUUCAUGCUCUCAAGAUGACACAGAAUGAGGAUCGAUUUGAGGCCUACCGUAACACCCUGGAAGGUGUCGUUCAACGGAAUCUCGAUGAGACCCGUGUCAGCUUGGCCCGUGUCGUUCGAGCCGGUGACGUCGAUUUGGAGCCCCUGGACACAAUUUUGAAUGUCUAUUAAAUUAUUAUUGAUUUUUCAUAUGUUUUUUUGUUUCAAAAGUUAUUUUUUUCUCAAAAAUUUUAGUAAUUUGGUUGUUUUUUCCCUCCCGAGAUGCACUUUUUCCCAAUUUUUUCCCCCGUAGUUUAUUGAUUUUUUUUUGGCCCCCUGAAAACUUGUUAUUUUCUUCGUUUUUUUUUCAAAUUUAAAUUUAAAAUAUCAUAAAAUUGGCACGUAG